Messenger RNA from Musca domestica (house fly), 1760 nucleotides. RefSeq names its product inositol polyphosphate multikinase. The coding region runs from base 204 to 1226 and encodes 340 amino acids. The record is from RefSeq and is a predicted model, not a curated record. Gene Ontology annotation, molecular function: inositol tetrakisphosphate kinase activity; inositol-1,4,5-trisphosphate 3-kinase activity. Gene Ontology annotation, biological process: inositol phosphate biosynthetic process. Lineage: Eukaryota; Metazoa; Arthropoda; Insecta; Diptera; Muscidae. Gene Ontology annotation, cellular component: nucleus; cytoplasm. The transcript has a single exon.
UCUGUAGCUCCCUAAUCGCCCGCUAAUACACAACACGAAAAAACAAAUACAAUUCGGCAGCGCAUGGUGUGUUUGUGAAUCAUUGCACUUUUAACGGAAUAAAGUAUUAAAAGAAAAAAACAGUGCUCUGCGUAUUUCGUCACUUUGUGGUACGGGUCAGUUGUAGUAUACCCCCGCCUCGCCCCCCACGCAACAAACUGACAAUGAACCAAAACCAACCACAGUUGCCUAAGGGAAUUUGUGUUCUGGAAACACAAGUGGCGGGCCAUUUGUUCACCAACAACACAGCUGCCUUGGGCAUGCUUAAGGACGAGACAAUCGGCUGUGUAUUGAAACCGUUUGGCAAACCCGAGUGUGGGGCAAGGGAGUUGAGUUUCUACGAAAGUCUACAGAAUACCCAUGACCCUCAACUAAAGAAGUUGCAAAAUUUUAUACCUAAAUUUUACAAGAAAAUAAGACUGGAGGUCAACGGUAAGGAUCAUACAUUUUUCCAAUUGGAAGAUUUGACGCAUGGCAUGCAACAGCCAUGUAUUAUGGACAUAAAGGUUGGCAAAAGGACGUGGGAUCCACUGGCCUCACCGCACAAAUGCAAGGUGGAGGAGGAGAAGUAUGCCCGUUGUAAACAAGUUUUGGGCAUUUGUCUACCAGGUUUCCAAGUCUAUACAGAAAAUGGCUACAAAAAGUUCGACAGAGAUUAUGGUAAGAAACUGGAUGCCGAGGGUUUGGGUGAAGCUCUGCGUCUAUUCCUAAAUGCCCAAGAGAUGGUCUGUGAAUCAUUGAUUGAAGAACUGCUGCGCCAGCUAUAUGACAUACGUGCCUGGUUCCGGGAACAAAAACACUUCCAUUUCUAUGCCAGCUCUCUACUAAUAGCCUAUGACUAUGUGGCUUUACAAAAAAGACUGCAAAAUGAAAAGUGCACAGCAUGCCAAAAAUCAAAACAACAACAACAACACUACAUACCAAAUGGCAAUGGCUUGCACAUUUGUGAAGUUGUAGAUAAUUUGGAUGAUGUCGAUAGCUGUUACCCCACCUCACCAACCCACAAAGCAAUUCCAUCAUUUGAAAAUGAAAGCCUCAACACAUGCAGGUGUCUUGAGCGUUACGUUAAGGUUAAAAUGAUUGAUUUCGCACAUGUAUUUCCGUCUGCAAAUAAUUCAUUGGAUAUGAAUUAUCUAUUCGGUUUGGAGAGUCUGAUUGCAAUACUAGAGGCUAUGCUAAAGCGAUAAUACAAAAACAACAACUACGAGCAGAAAAAUAAAAUCGUGCAUAACACAAAUACUUUUAGAUUUGUCUAAGCCAAACAAAAAAAAGAAGAUGAACACCAAUUUUGAUUGUAGUUAUAGGAUAUGUGUAUAUCCGGCCCUCUUUCCAGUACACAAAUUUAGUGAUAAAACUUAAAUGGGUAGUGGUAGUGUUGCCCCACUAUACACCCCCCAUACCGCCGAUGCCGCCGUCAUCAGUAAAGCGUGCAAGACUACUCAUUCAUUAUUCAGUGCAUUAAGACAGUUAUCAUUCGCCCGGCCGCCUGUCUGCCUUCCUGGUUAGCUGGCUGGUAGCAGUUGCUGCAGUACUAUAACCCAAAGUACAUUGAACCCCUUUUUUCAUAAACGUAUUAUUAUAUACUAUAUAUACCUAUUUAUAAAUAUGUAUUUUAUGUCACAAAUUAUCCAAGAUAAUAAGAAAUGAAAAAAAGAACAAAAACAAAAAAGAGUUAAACAAUAAAAGAAGAAGAAAAAAUUACACAACAGUAUAUAAACAAU